Salvia hispanica is the source of this 1097-nucleotide messenger RNA. Lineage: Eukaryota; Viridiplantae; Streptophyta; Magnoliopsida; Lamiales; Lamiaceae. The record is from RefSeq and is a predicted model, not a curated record.
CUCUCUCUCUCUCACAGUGACAGUCACACUUUAGAUAUCAAAAGAAACAGUGGAGCAAACCUCACUCCGUCGCGCCCAGCCACCCUCCUCUCUCAACAUUUUGUUAAAUCUUUUAAUUUUUACAAAUUGGAAAUCAGUAUGUCUGAGGCUGAGCAAGUGAAGUUCCAUAUCAAGGUUGUGAUAAAUAGGGAGAAGACAAAGGUACUAUUUGCAGAAGCUGGCAGCGAUUUCACAGACGUGUUGUUAUGCUUCCUACUUCUUCCAUUGGGAACGAUCAUGGAGGUCCUUGAGAAGCACUAUGGAGACAAGGCGCCUGUUGUUGGAAGCUUGAACACUCUCUACAGAGGUGCAUCGAAUCUUGAUGUCGUCCAUUUCCAUGGAGAGGUUUUUAAGAAGUACGUGGUCAAUUCGACACAUUUUGAGAGUGAAUUGUGUAAACUGAGGCUCAACAUCCGCGGUACUCAGCCCACAAGUCCCACUUGUUCGGAAUCUUAUGAAGGAGUUUUCACUGAUGGUGCAGCUUCUUUCAUAAUCACCGACGAUCUCUGUGUGUUGCCUAAUGGGACAGGCUCUAUCAUUGAAACUCUCAGCACUCUCGGCGUUGCUGUGAAAGAUAUGGAUGGCGUGGAUAUAAGAAAUGUGACAUUUGGAUUGAAUGAGAUUAUAGCUCUGCUGAAGGAAUCGUUGAUUUCCUCGAAUCCACUCACUGCCCUCAUUUUCCCCGCUAGAAAGAUGAUUGUAGCAACAGAGGGGCAUGUUUUGUUGCAUCAGAUUGACCAGAGGCCGACUCUUGUGAUCCCAGAAAAUAUGAUGUUGAAAGUCAUGCUUCAAAAAUCGACAAACAAGUUUCUGUUUGCUCAGGCAGAUUGUGAUUUCGUAAACUUUCUUUUUGUCAUGCUGAUCAUUUCCUUAGGAAGAGUCGAGUGGUUUUUGGGGAGUAGCACUGGUCUCAAGAGUAUGGAUAAUUUGCAUAGAAGCGUCGCGGAUAAUUCUAAUAACUCUGUCUGAUGAAUCUGGAUCAGAUUGGAAAUCAAUCUUAUGUCCACGGACCGAGAAUGUAUAUGGUACGCGAUGACUUGACUGUUGCACCGUUGGGG